AUGGACGCAACCGAUCGUUUCUCUUCAUCCGAUUCCCGCGAAUCGUUCGAAUUGGAUCGUGCUGCAGCCGGUGUCGACUACAAAAAAGGAAAAAAGGAGAAGAAGACGGCGGGCGAGGCGAGGAAAAAGAACACGGCGACGGAAGGAUCGCGUCGCGUCAAAAGGGAGAAGGCCGAGCCGACGGGCAAGACGCAGAUCUCGGCGGCGCCAUCGCAAGGGCAUCCGAUCGUCGAGCAGUGGGUGCAGAGGGCGCUCGACGCGGGCGUGGAGAAGCUGCGCGAAGAGUUCCGGCAGCUGGCCAAGUACGUGCGCGAGAACAUGACGAAGACGGCGUUUGACGCGAGCCAGACCCCCGACAUGACGACGACGAAGAACAGGCGAGUGAGCGGGGUGCUGUCGGCCGGCAACCGCGCCCGUUUGCAGGUACCAGGACGUGCCCUGCCAGGACCACUGCAUCGUCAAACUGGUGCCGCCAGCGCCGACCAGCUACAUCCACGCGAACUUUGUCGGCUGUCCGAUGCUGCCCGAUCGCCGCUUCAUCUGCACUCAGGGACCGCUCGACCAGACGGUCGACGAGUUCUGGUUCAUGAUUCUGCAGGAGAAGGUCGAGCAGAUUGUGAUGUUGUGCAAGACGAUCGAAACGGUUCGUGGGCAACAAUGAACUGGUACGAAACGAUUCGUUUGCAGGGAAAGUACAAGUGCGCGCAGUAUUGGCCGGCGAAGGCGGGCGAAAAACUGGUGACCUCCUCGAAGAUCACCAUCGAGAACUUGUCCGGUCCGAGCCCAAUGGACCGUGAUCCCGAGAUCACCAUCUCCCAACUGACGGUCACUUUUCAAGACCGAACCCAUUCGGUGCGUCAUUUGCACUGGACCGACUGGCCCGAUCGCGGAGUUCCGCCGUGCAAACUGACCAGUCUGGAGCUGCUCUCGGCGGUGCGCGGAUCCAAAGUUCCGAUUGUGGUGCACUGUUCGGCAGGCAUCGGACGCACCGGGACCAUCGUUGCCAUCGAGUACAUUCUCGGUGAGUGGGAAUCCGCCGAAACACGUCGAACCCGCGUCUCAAUUCUUCAGAGAGAAUCGCCGAGGGAAAGCAAUUGGAGGUGAUGCCCGAACUGGUGAAACAGCUGCGCGACCAGCGGGCCUACUCGAUCCAAAACGACCUUCAGUACCUGUACAUCCAUCGCGUGAUGCUCAAUUAUUUCCUCGAAAAGUACAAGGAAAAGUACGCGGCCAUCUUGACGCACGACAACAUUGCCAAGUACGAUAAAUUCAUCAAAGACUACAAUGUGGUCGUUGGACAGACGUAGAAAUAAACAAUUUUUGAUGUGUUUUCUUGUUUUGACUGGAUAGAGUAAUGACACAGACACGACCGGAACUACCGGGCUCAACUGGGUCGAUGCCAGUCAGCCGAACAACGCCUACGUGGAAAGGAGCAAAAAUAAAGUGCAAAGUACAAAUGGAUAUUACGGAAAAACCCAGGACUGUGCCGUCAUUUUCCAAUCACUGAAGAAUGUGUACUGGUUCGCCGGAGCUAUUGAUGAUGUGCAGUGAGUUUCAGAGUUCUCUUGGUUUUCUUCUGUUCUUCUUAUUUUCAGAUGCAAUGCUCCAACUCAAUUCGACGCGAAUCAGAAUCGUAAGAUCCGCGGAUACUUGUGUGCAAUGCCGGCUUCCUAA
This is a messenger RNA of Caenorhabditis sp. 36 PRJEB53466, 1674 nucleotides long. NCBI's taxonomy places the organism in Eukaryota, Metazoa, Nematoda, Chromadorea, Rhabditida, Rhabditidae. The record is from the annotation of a GenBank genome assembly.